This is a messenger RNA of Aphis gossypii (cotton aphid), 1814 nucleotides long. RefSeq names its product odorant receptor 46a-like. Gene Ontology annotation, cellular component: plasma membrane. Gene Ontology annotation, molecular function: olfactory receptor activity; odorant binding. Gene Ontology annotation, biological process: detection of chemical stimulus involved in sensory perception of smell; sensory perception of smell. Bases 176 to 1459 code for a protein of 427 amino acids. The transcript has 7 exons. Lineage: Eukaryota; Metazoa; Arthropoda; Insecta; Hemiptera; Aphididae. The record is from RefSeq and is a predicted model, not a curated record.
GUUAUGUUUGCAGUCAAUAGUAAUUUGUUAUUUUCCGUAUUGUGCCCACAACACACAUUCUCCAAGAAAACAUUUUCAUUCUCCUAGAAUUCUUUCAACAGAUAUAAAUACGUAGCUGAAACUUUAAGCCCGAGCAAAAAAGCAAGUAUACGUACAAAAUACGUAUAAGUGUAAAAUGAACGACCGUUUGAAAAAAGCAUCGUCGACGGCUUCGGACCACUACGAGACGGUCGAUGCGAGUCGGGAGGCAGACGAUGGACGAUGGGCCCGCGAAGACGGCGGCACGGCCGUGGACGUGGGACUGUUCAAGGCCAUCGGCAUGUACCAGUUGCUGUACCCGGCCGAGUGCGGCCUGAACGACGGCGGCCACGGGUACCGGACCGCCGUGCUGGCGGCCAUGGGCCUGGUGCUCGGGCUGCAGUCGAUGCAGGUGUGCCGGCUGUACCUGGCCCGUCACGACAUCCAGAUGUUCGCCAACAUGGGCAUGUUGGUCGUGUACGGGUUCAUGUGCCUGCUCAAGGGCCACACGACGGCGACCAACGCUAGUCGGAUAUGCGUGACGCUGGACGCGGCCCGGUACGCGUUCACCGGUUGCGGUGGCCGCGACCCGUCCGUGAUGCGCCGGUGCCGGGCCACGCUGUCCACCAUCCUCCGCACGUUCGUCGCCCUCAGCUUCGGCACGCUGGUCGUGUGGGUCAUCAUACCGUGGUUCGUGGCGUCCGAGUACGACGACAUGCCCACCGUCUGGGCGGUGGUGUACGUCGUCGAGUCCAUCAUAUUCACCGUCAACGUGUUCCUGUGGACGUCGUUCGACUGUUACCUGGUCACCAUGUGCUUCGUGUUCGACGCCCUGUUCCGCACCAUGAGCGCCGGUUACGAGAAGCUCGGCCACGCGAGUCGACCGCACUCGCACGGCCGCCAACCGCUCCGCAGCCAUCGAGGUCAGGAUACCGACGUUAAAAGAAACUUAUUGAAAUUCUCAAACGAUUAUGAUGAUUUGGUUAGCCACAUUAAGGACAAUCAAAAAAUAAUCGAAAAGUACGAACUGUUUUUCCGAAUCGUUCGACCUGUAGUUCUACUUCAAAUCGCUAAUGGCUCGUACUCGAUAAUCACGUUGAUAUUUCUUACCUCAAUAGCAUAUCUCAAUGGUGAUUCGAUUGUGUCUCCAGCAAUUUUUAAAUUAGUCUGCGCACUGAUUUCGCUCACCAUUGAACUGUACAUUUAUUGUUAUGGGUUUAAUCACAUAGAAGAUGGGAGAUCAACAGUGAAUUUCGGAUUGUACAGUAGCAAUUGGACAGACAAGGAUUUACAAUUUAAAAAGACUUUGUUGUUGGCUAUGACCAUAAAUUCUGCUCAUAAACUUAAGAUGAAGGUGUCACCAAAUUCCAUAGUAAAUCUAGAAAUGUUCACUCGGGUGAUGAACAUGUCGUAUACAAUAGUGUCUACAUUACUGAGUUAAAGUAAUAAAAAGCAUAUGAUGAAUGGAUCUAUAAGUUUGUAAAAUAGCAGACUGUUGUUUUAAUCAAUAAGAGCAGUUGGAAAACGUUUUAAAAAUUUAACUAAUCUAUUUGUGUUUUAUUUUUAUUUAAUAAUAUACGGAUCAUAAUGUAUAGAUAAUAUUAGAUACUUUUAGAUUAUGUAUUGUGAAUAUAAUACUAUGAUACAAUUAAUCAUUUAAAUAUACCUAUGAAUCUUCAUGAUUCAUAGGUAUAUUUAAUUUUUAAACGUUUAAACACUUCCAUAGUAUAAAUUCUUGACGAUGAUUAGAUUUUAGAUUCUGAGUGAAGUGAUGAUUUUAUUUUGUAUGUGUCUGA